Molecule: messenger RNA, 1136 nt
Organism: Mya arenaria
Lineage: Eukaryota; Metazoa; Mollusca; Bivalvia; Myida; Myidae
Product: neuropeptide Y receptor type 6-like
Exons: 2
Coding region: 2-397 (131 amino acids)
Biological process (GO): G protein-coupled receptor signaling pathway
Cellular component (GO): membrane
Molecular function (GO): G protein-coupled receptor activity
Source: RefSeq, a predicted model, not a curated record
GAUGCUUGUUACCAUUGUCGCCCUGUUCGUCCUAUGCUGGCUGCCCCUCCAGACAUUUCUCGUGGUGCUUAACUACACCGAGGUUGUCGAUCACAAUUCUCUCAACCUCACCUUCUUUAUCUGCCACUGGAUUGCCAUGUCCAACAGCUUCGUCAACCCUAUAGUCAACGGAACUCUCAAUGAUAGCUUUAGGGCUGAUGCGAAGAAUAUAUUCUGCCGUUGUUUGGGCUCCGACACGAAGCUGUUAAAUUCAGGCGGGCUAUAUCGUUCAAUACCUACGGUAAACAGACACAAGAUGCCAGCAGCGACAGCACCGCUGUCAUCAGCUACCUUACACACAGUAAAUCGGACGCCAGGAACAGACCUUACAAAUCGCAUUGCAAGGACAUGGUUUUAAAGAUCUGCACGACAUGAAUAAUGUAAUUGGUACACCCAUCGUUUUGGAGAUUUUAGAUUUGUUCGGGGAUAAGUGGAUUGAAUUAUUGACAUCAUUUCGAGAAAAAAAUCGGGAGAGCAGUCUUCAUGAAACUAGCAAUCUCUGUCUCUUAUUUACAAUGAUGAUGAAGGAGCAACAUAUCAUUGAAACUUGCAAAAAUACGAGAGUUUCCAAUAUAAAUAAACCUUUAAUUAUUGUUUUUAAUGCUAAAAUAGUAUCGGAAAGGAUUAUGGCAAUAUAUUUUCAUCUAAUUGAGCGAACAUCUAUUGAAGCAUAACAAGUCCUUCUCUAAAUGUUGAUGAAUUGCCAAUCUCUAUCCGUUCUCAACAAAUUCCUCCGCAAUUAAAAAAUCCAUCUACCAUUCAAAGUGAUUGGGACGCGUUACAAGCAUAUUAUAUUUUAACAUAUAGCCUUGUAUAAUCAUAGCUCUUUUCUCACACACAUCGUGGUGAAUUACACAGUUUGACGAAAAUACAACGGUAAGGAACAGACAUGUAACAUGUAUGCCUUACUGAGUGCUUUACCUUUAUUUCUAAAUGAAACGAGAUAAUUUCUCCAAAUACGGUUUUAAUGUGAAGCAAUGAUUGUAUGUUUCAUCAACGAAUACUAUUGUAUUUCAGAGUAUAACCAACCAUUAUGACAUUUGAAACUUAUCAAUUAUGUUUGCUGAAAUUGUUGUUUUACUGUUGUAUAUAACUAU